ACGUCGGAUCUUCACAGUCUAAAAUCGAAAAAAAAAAUUAUUGUUUUGAAGUUUUCCCAAAUUUUGCUCCAUUUUUCGUUUUUUCCAAUCUAAAACUAAAUCGAAAAUAUUGCAGGAGUUAGGCUAGUACAACAAAGUUCGUGCUUCUUAAUGUAAGCUUUAUUUAGAUAUACUGUUUAAAUGUGAUUAACUCUUGUCAUAUUGCAGCACUGAAUAAUUAAUUCUUAGGCAAUCUAAAACUUCAAUUUUAACCCAAAGAUGAUUAAAAGAACACCUCAAAAGCAAAAAAUGAACAAAUCGAAUAGUUCUCAUGAUGAUGUUCAAUAUCACCGAAUGACAGCCCAAAAUGAUGGAUUUGUGGACAUGCAGUUUGAAAGAAGUUCCCCUCAAAAGAUUCCUUGGAAAGCCAUUCUAUUGGCAUUUGCACUUUUUCUCGGUGGUACUUUGUUUCUCAUCCUUGGAUCACUGUUGGUGUCUGGACAUAUUGACUCAAAGUAUGGAGAUCGCACAUGGCCAUUGAUAAUUAUUGGACUAAUUAUGUUCAUCCCAGGAGUGUACCACGUACGGAUUGCCUUUCUCGCGUAUACUGGAUAUGAAGGGUUUUCUUUCGAAGACAUUCCUGAAUUUAAUUAAUUCUUUGUUCACGUCCGAAUCUAAGAAACAUUUGUGUUUCUUGUCCCACAUGUCUAUAACUUGAAGUGUCCUCUUAAUAAGUAUUUUCCUAGUCUAAAAAAUAUUUUGUUACUUUAUCGUGGUGCCGCGCAAUAUAGAAUGAUAAUCUAA
Daphnia pulicaria is the source of this 783-nucleotide messenger RNA. RefSeq names its product transmembrane protein 230-like. NCBI's taxonomy places the organism in Eukaryota, Metazoa, Arthropoda, Branchiopoda, Diplostraca, Daphniidae. The record is from RefSeq and is a predicted model, not a curated record. The transcript has 5 exons. Bases 259 to 633 code for a protein of 124 amino acids. Gene Ontology annotation, cellular component: endomembrane system.